GCGUGUGUGAGUUGAUAGGAAAGCAUUUCCAAGAUGAGAUGACAAUAAAAGCAGUAAUAAUAACAAUUAUCAUUAUCUACCAUACUUACUGUCCAAUCGUUACCUUUCUUCACAGCCAGCUUUUAGUCGGUAAUUUGGCAAACGUCCGAAAACAGCGUGUUUGGCUCCGUUGCCGAGUAUCUAUCCAUUCGCAUGUUUUAAUGAACGUCGUGUGUUCAGGUGUAUCAUUCUGCGUCUACGCAUGCCACUCGUUUUACCGCGAUUACGUUCUUAUCGCGUGUGUCACCCAGAAAAUUUGGUAGACUCGAGAGUGUCGCGAGAUUAAUUAAGCCCGGCCGGUCGCGGGUUCUAAUCCUCCAACAUUCAGAUCCGAAUUCAGAUAGAUUGGCGAAGAUAAAGAUAGAAGCAGUGGCUUAGAGUUUCGUUUCAGUGGAUAUGGCAUGUAUCAGAAAGUUCUUCCUGAAGGAUCAUGGGUCAUGGACGCCUGCCUCGAUCGAGCCGGGAUUAUCUAAUGAAAGGGCGAGACGGUAUACGGUGAUCGACUUCGAAAAUGUGAGACCUAAAUUUGCAGAUUCUAGCACCAACGGCAACAUCAAGACACUAAAAUUUGCUGAGGAAACACCCACAUUUUCAUCAAACGCAAAACCUAAGCUCAGAAAUAAAUCACCAACACCACACAACCAAAACACGACUCAUGUUAAACGUCCUGCACCCAAACAUCCCAAAGAUGAUCCGCGUAACAUCUCAGAAAUCAAUAAGAACACAAAUAAUAAUGAAACCUCAACUGACAUAACACCCAUAACUAAACAACCCCAUGAAAGAUCCCCGAGGCCAUCUCAUUCGGUUACAAUCGAGCGUAAAAGUAUCCUCCUUCACAUACAGACGCCGACAUAUUUAGACGAACUAAAAGAAAAGCAAAAUGUCCUUCGGGAAAAAAAGCGAUCCAAAGCUGAAUUGGCUAGUCGCGACCAUAAAUAUGCCGGAAAUUACGAAGAGUUGAAAUUCGGAAUUGGCAGCGGAGGCAACAAGAGUGUUGUAACGGGUGGUGGCUCAAAAGGGACCGGGAAGGGUCAGAAAAGCUCUUCGUCGUCAAAGUCCUACCACAAGCAAUCCCUGAAUGAAGCCGGCGUGGCUAAAGUCAGCAAAGUGAAGCAAUUGGAUAGAGACUCUGGAGUGCACGUGGGGGAAAAUGGUCUCAACAACAACAAUAAUAAUGACGAUGCAGAAACAGAAAGAACCAGCAGCACUCGAGAAUCUACAGAUUUGAUUCCGCCAUCUCGCGUUCAAGGACGACGCAAAGAAGGACUCAUAUUUACUCGACCGAAAAUCUCAAAGGAACGAGAGAAGAUUAUUAAAGUAUUCGAGAAGGACGAAAAAACGCGAAAUCUUUUAAGAAGCGCCAUCGAAGCAAAUGAAUUUCUCAACAACUACAUGAACAACGAGUGUAAGGAAUUAGUUAUAGACGCUAUGGAGCCAGCCGUCUAUGAAAAGGAUAGUUUCAUAAUUCGCGAAAAUGAAGAAGGAUCUGAGAUUUACGUAUCGGAUGAGGGAGUGUUCGACGUCAUUAAAAAUAACGAAAUCAUUAACACAUUCGGGGCGGGUAAUGUUUUCGGCGAACUUGCAAUUUUAUACACCGCAAAGAGAGCUGCAUCUAUAAAAGCUUCUUCCCAGGCGAAAGUGUGGAAGAUCGAGCGUACCAAAUUUCGCACAAUUAUGGUCAAUUUGGGUAGCAGAGAACGAGAGGAGAAUUUGAAUUUUUUAAGGUCGGUCCCGCUCCUCAAAGACCUUCCAGAAGAGAUUUUACUGCGCGUCGUGGAUCUACUGAAGCGGGUGUUCUUCCCGACAAACACGUGCAUUGUGCGGCAGGGAAACGUGGGAAAUGAUUUCUUCAUAAUUCGAGGAGGUAGCGUGACAAUCAAGAAAAACGUGGAAGGUGGAGGCGAGAGGGUCGUUGGUAGACGGAAACGUGGAGAGUACUUUGGUGAACAGGCGUUGUUGAACGAGGACCGAAGGAUGGCUAGCGUCUAUGCAGAUGCACCAGGAGCAGAAUGCUUGAAGCUGGAUCGAGUCUCCUUCAUAAGCUAUCUGGGAACGAUACCUGAACUUAAGGAAAGACCGAUUGACCGACACGUACCCAGUGAGGAGCGACGGGCAUCAAAUAUCUCUAACAUUUACAGCCACAUACAAUUACACGAACUGGAAAGAGUUGCAGUCCUGGGAGUAGGAGGUUUCGGUCGAGUGGACCUAGUUAGUUACAAAGGAACCCAAACAUUCGCCUUAAAAGUAUUACGUAAAAUCGAUAUCAUCAAACAGGAGCAAAUCGAUCACGUCUACAGCGAGAAGAUGGUCAUGCAAAUGUGUCACAGCCCAUUCAUCGUCGAACUAUAUACUACGUUCCGCGAUAAUAAAUGCGUCUACUUCCUAAUGGAAGCAUGUCUAGGCGGGGAUGUGUGGACCAUAAUGCAUCAACGUCAAUAUUUCGACGAGCGAACAGCUAAAUUCAUAGUAGCAUGUGUUGUGGAAGCCUUUGAGUUCCUGCACGAAAGGAACAUCAUCUACCGCGAUUUGAAGCCGGAAAACCUAAUGCUCACACCAGAUGGAUAUUGUAAGUUGGUUGACUUUGGCUUUGCCAAACGUAUCGCGCCGAAUGGGAAGACCAACACUUUCGCUGGAACUCCUGUCUACGUAGCUCCAGAAAUCAUACUCGAUCGAGGACACGAUCGGGCAGUUGAUUACUGGGAAUUAGGAAUUCUAAUUCAUGAAUUACUCACAGGACGACCACCAUUCCGUGGACGAGAUGAGAUGAAGAUCUAUCAGCAGAUUUUAGGUGGAAUUGAGGUUGUCAAAAUGUCCGCUAAGAUACCAAAGCCUGCACAGAAUCUAAUAAAGAAUUUGUGUAAGCAAAUGCCGGCUGAAAGAUUGGGAUAUCAGAAGCGGGGGAUUAUGGAUAUAAAAAGGCAUAGCUGGUUUGACGGUUUUGACUGGCAUAAGCUGCAAAAUAAAACGAUGCCUGCUCCCAUAAAGCGGCCGAUUCGGAAUAACACCGACUUACGAUACUUUACGCCAAAUGACGAAGCCUUGGAUUCUCCACCAGACGAGCUGUCAGGGUGGGACAAGGAUUUUUAAGCUAACUAAAUCCAACUUCUCAGUUUUCUUUUCAUUUUUUU
This is a messenger RNA of Hermetia illucens (black soldier fly), 3167 nucleotides long. RefSeq names its product cGMP-dependent protein kinase, isozyme 1. Gene Ontology annotation, molecular function: ATP binding; cGMP-dependent protein kinase activity. Lineage: Eukaryota; Metazoa; Arthropoda; Insecta; Diptera; Stratiomyidae. The transcript has 12 exons. Gene Ontology annotation, biological process: protein phosphorylation. The record is from RefSeq and is a predicted model, not a curated record. Bases 436 to 3126 code for a protein of 896 amino acids.